Molecule: messenger RNA, 525 nt
Organism: Funneliformis geosporum
Lineage: Eukaryota; Fungi; Glomeromycota; Glomeromycetes; Glomerales; Glomeraceae
Source: the annotation of a GenBank genome assembly
AUGGCUUUUAAUUCAAUUAUUAAUCAAAGAGGCAUAGAUUAUAAGAUGAAUCUGACUGGAAAAGAUUUUUUUUACCUUGACGUCUCUGAACCAUUUAAUACACAACAUUUAAAUUGGCAAGACUUAACAAGCAUAAAUACAGUUCCUGCACAUAUUGGUGCAGCAUCCGUCAGGGGUGGAGCAAAUAAUGAAAGCUUGUUUUUAUAUGGAGGAAUAUAUGAUACUAAUAAAGAUGAAAUGUCUUUAGUUUAUGAAUUUGAUACUCGAAGAAAUACAUGGUUACCACAAGUAAUUAGUGGUAAUGCUAUUAGAAAAGAUAGCUUAAAAGGCAUUGUUGAUUAUAAUGGCAAAAUGUAUUUGUUCGGAGGACAUUCUAAGGACGGAACUCAUUAUAACGAUAUGAUUAUUUUGGAUACAAUAAAAUUGAAUUGGGAGGUGGGAAGUUUGAUCAAUGCGCCUUCUCCAAGAUCUGUUUAUGGUGCAACGUUAUUAUCAAAUCAACAAAUUAUUUAUUUAGGUAGGUAA